UUGCUCUGCUCCACACAUCGCACUCUCAUGUGGCUGUGGCGCAGUGAUCCACUCAAGACCGCGUCCUCCUCGUCUCCGGCUGUGGGAUCACUACUUCUGCCGCUGCUGUUGAGGGUUCCACUGGAUAUUUACACGUAUUUUCUGCAGGUUAGCUCUCAUCGCCUCCUAGUGGGCAGCCCGGGCAUUACAACAAAAAAGAGGUGAUUUUUGGAGGAGAAAACCACAGGAAAUCCUAUUUGAUAGCAUUUAAACGGAACACGUUUUCCUCUGCGUCGAACAGCUUUUUGAAUAACCAAAAGAAGAAUGCACAACCAGAGGACUGUAUGACACCUUGGAUCUAAUCUUGAAAUUCAAAAAAAAAGGUGAAGAAAAGAAGUUGGAAAAAAGCAUCUACUUGUGGAAGUACCAAAAACAAUGGCCACAGAGUCUUUCCAUGCUGCCUAUGCUGUUGUGGCCCCAUCCGCCAUCCCCAUGUCCCCCUCCUCAGGAAACCUGCUCCACAUGUUCCGCGAGUACCAGAGCAACUCGGUCAUCUUGGAGCACUACAACUUCACGGGCAAGCUGCAGGACAACAAGUACAAGGAGGGACUCAAACCCGAGGCCAUCGCUUUCCUGCUGGUCUGCCUGCUCAUUGUCGCCGAGAACGCCGUGGUGCUUCUGGCCAUCUGGAAGAACAAGAAAUUCCAUGUGCCCAUGUACUACCUACUGGGCAACCUGACUCUCUCUGACCUGCUGGCGGGCUUCACCUACAUGGUGAACAUCAUAACAUCCGGCCCCAACACGAUGAGCUUGACCCCGGUGCUGUGGUUCCUGCGGGAGGGCGGCGUGUUCAUCAUGCUGGCCGCCUCGGUCAUCAGCCUGCUGGCCAUCGCCAUCGAGCGCCACGUCACCAUGGUGAGGAUGAAGCCGUACCAGGGGGACAAGCAGGGCCGGAUGUUCGCCCUGAUCGGAGCCAGCUGGGUGCUGUCCGUGUUCCUGGGCAUCCUGCCCGUCCUGGGCUGGAACUGCAUGGGACACCUAGACCAGUGCUCCACGGUGCUCCCGCUCUACGCCAAGAGCUACAUCCUCUUCUGCAUCACCGUGUUCAGCGCCAUCCUCAUGUCCAUCGUGGUGCUGUACGUCCGCAUCUUCCGCAUCGUCAAGUCCAACACCCAGCACCUGGCCUCGGUCCCACAGCGCAAGGGCCUCUACCGCAAGUCCCAGAAGUACAUGGCCCUGCUGAAGACGGUCACCAUAGUCCUGGGGGUCUUCAUCGCGUGCUGGCUGCCCCUCUUCAUCCUCCUGCUGCUGGACUUCUGCUGCCCAGCCAACAGCUGCUGGGUGCUCUUCAAGGCGGACUAUUUCCUGGGCAUCGCCAUGUUCAACUCCCUCCUCAACCCCAUCAUCUACACCCUGACCAGCAAGGACAUGAGGAGGGCCAUCCUCAGGCUGCUCUGCCAACACUGCCUGCUGACUAAAGACGGGCAGGUGAAGAAGAUCGGGAUGCCCUUCCUGGAGUGCAGCACCAGCAAGACCGACGCGGCCUCCCACCGACUGGAGGGACUGGAUACGACAGUGUCCUCUGGGAACUUCACGACGCCCUCGACCAUCAAAGCCAUUUACCCCCGGAUGUCUAAAGCAUGACACAGCGGACCUCUUGAGAGGAAGCAUUCGGACUGAGACUUCCCUCUAGACGGAGUCGCGCUCCGGUCGAGUGAACAUUUUGUGUCAGGAGCUGAAGUUUUUUGGGUUGCACUCUGCUUUGGUAUUAAGCUGAAUAAGCUCGAUGUGAUGUGUGAUUGAAGUUUUGGGAGAAAGACUAACUUUUAAAGUUUUCUAUAGUCACGAAAAACUGAAAGGUCAGCGCCUUAAUAGUAGGGGGCAGUUUCUUGUGAAAAACUAGCAUUACUUUUAGUUUUUUCCUUCUGGAAAACAUUUCAUUUUUUUUAUCAGUGUCAGUUUCCCACAUGAAACGAAAUCAAAGGAACGUGCGUGCAGACGUUUUCACAUAAAUACGAACCAAUCGUGCCACACAUCUGACAGACCGAGGCCAAAGCCCAAGGCGGGAGGUUUCCCCUUAUCUCCUCUCCCUGCGUAGCGUUGUAAUGAUACGUUGUUACGAACACGGAGCGUCCACGCCCAAAAUCUGCUGCCAAACCCAUGUAAUUUCUGCCAUGCGAGUUUUGGUCAGCAGCAGUGCGGUCCCCCCCACACCCCCCUCGGCCCCAGAUCAGAGGCUCGGCGGCCCUGGGGCCCGCUGAAGACGUCAUGCGGAAUGGCCGGUUUGCAGCUUUGGAGGUCCCCCUCAACAUAUGUAGCGACAUACGAUGAAGGACUAGAAGGCAAUAAAGCCCGACAUGGGGGGGGCUCGUUGGAGCCUUCUUGGUUUCAAUAGAAUAUGGCGGUGAUCCGUCGAGUGGACGAACAAAGGUUGUUUUUCUCGCUGGAGAACGUUCACCAUGAAAUGAUACGAAUCUGUUUUCUUCGUGAUGAGCGCAGAUAUAGUCAGAGUGCGUGGGCUUCAAAGUGCUGUCUGGCGGAAUUUCAAUUGUGGUCACGAAACAUUAAAAUUGAUACUUAGAUGCCAACUGUAAUAUUGUGUAUAAAUGUAAAGAGAAAAAAACAACAUAUAUUAACUGAUUUGUAUACUUUGUAAAUAUAUAUAUACUUUUCUGAGCUUAUCAGAGCUGCAUUUUGUAUUGUAAAAAACCUCUCUUAAGUUAUGUCACUUUUUUUAAUAUGUGCACUGAAUAAAACAUAUGUGAAUGAAGUUCA
Anarrhichthys ocellatus (wolf-eel) is the source of this 2754-nucleotide messenger RNA. It is a transcript of the gene s1pr5a, whose product is annotated as sphingosine-1-phosphate receptor 5a. Gene Ontology annotation, biological process: G protein-coupled receptor signaling pathway. The transcript is spliced from 2 exons. Gene Ontology annotation, cellular component: membrane. Bases 415 to 1623 code for a protein of 402 amino acids. Gene Ontology annotation, molecular function: sphingosine-1-phosphate receptor activity. The record is from RefSeq and is a predicted model, not a curated record. Lineage: Eukaryota; Metazoa; Chordata; Actinopteri; Perciformes; Anarhichadidae.